AUGGACAUGAGAAGCAAAGCAAGGACACUUUCUGGACCUGUGAGUGACCCUGCCAAGCUCCCGAGGUGGAAUUACGACGGAUCCAGCACCGGUCAGGCUGCCGGAGAAGACAGCGAAGUCAUCCUCUAUCCGCAGGUGAUCUUCAGGGACCCGUUCAGGAGGGGAAACCACCACCUGCUGGUGAUGUGCGAUGCUUACACACCUGCGGGGGACCCGAUUCCGACGAACAAGAGACACGCGGCGGCCAACAUUUUCGGACAAAUCGAAGCGGAGGAGCCCCUGUUUGGGAUCGAGCAGGAGUACACCCUGCUCUGGAAAGAUUCGAACCGGCCACUCGGCUGGCCCCUUGGAGGCUAUCCAGGCCCUCAGGGGCCUUAUUACUGCGGGAUUGGAGCGGACAAGGCGUUUGGAAGGGAGAUAGUGGAUGCACACUACAACGCCUGUCUUUAUGCCGGCGUCAACAUCAGUGGCAUCAACGCCGAAGUCAUGCCAGGCCAGUGGGAGUUCCAAAUUGGGCCAUCACCAGGCAUUUCUGCAGCAGAUGAGCUAUGGGUAGCUCGCUACAUUCUGGAGAGGAUCACUGAGAUGGCUGGAGUUGUGCUUUCCCUCGACCCCAAGCCAAUUCCGGGUGAUUGGAAUGGAGCUAGCGCGCACACAAAUUUCAGCACCAAGGCAAUGAGGGAGGAGGAAGGAGGAUAUGAACUGAUCAAGAAAGCAAUCCACAAGCUGCAGCUCAGGCACGCAGACCACAUCGCCGCCUACGGCGAAGGCAACGAGCGUCGGCUCACCGGAGGCCACGAGACGGCCGAGAUCAACACCUUCUCGUGGGGAGUUGCAGACCGUGGAGCGUCGAUUCGAGUUGGGAGGAAGACGGAGAAGGAAGGGAGAGGCUACUUUGAAGACAGGAGGCCGUCUUCCAACAUGGACCCUUACGUCGUCACUUCCAUGAUUGCUCACACCACGCUUCUCUGGGAACAACCAUAA
Linum tenue is the source of this 984-nucleotide messenger RNA. The record is from the annotation of a GenBank genome assembly. Lineage: Eukaryota; Viridiplantae; Streptophyta; Magnoliopsida; Malpighiales; Linaceae.